UUCUCAAAAGGUGGCCCCCAGAACAGUUUAGUUGGCUCGCCCUGCUGUAAACAUGGCUUUUUAAGAUUAUCAAUUAAUUGUUUAAAAAUCUGUUAUACCAUUUACAAACAAAGUCCCAUAGGGAUGAAUAGGGCUUUGUAAUGUGACUACAUAUCCCAAACUCUACUGCGGGUUUUCUUCGACCAAUCAGGCUGGGUUAGAUUAUCACGUGAUUACCCAACAACCUUCCUUCAUUAUCUCCUUUGUCAAAUCGUGUGUUAAACAAUUCUGACUGGCGUCAAUGGACUAGUUAAACAUUUCCCUCCUAAAGAGUGUUUGCUAAACGACAUUGAGCAGUGGCUCUUCUGUUACCGUGACUACCGCAGCCGAGAUCAUGUCAAUGUUCAGCACCGGCAUCCUCGUCCUGACGUCCCCCAUCCACACACUCCCCCUGCGCAUCACCUCGGCGCUCAGCUCGGCGGCUCAGCUAGUGGAGCGCACCCUCUACGUCCACCUUCACCCGGGGCUCAACCUGGGAGGCAGCAGCCAACUUCGGCCCGUCUUCAUCCCACCUGCCGUGGAUAUCUCCACCCUCAUCACCCGCCUCUACAGCAACGCCAGCGACGUGUGCGCCCACCUGGACGUCCGUGUUCUGCUCACCAACAUCCAUACCCCCCCAGCUGCUUGCGGCGCGAGCGGCCCUUUCCCCACGCCGCAGUACCUCACCCACUCCCCGGAUGUGCUGCUCACGGACUUUCCUCUGCAGGACCCGGCUCAGUCCAGCCAGGUGACCCAAUGUCUGCAGAGGUACACAGGACGCUGCUACGUGUGCAGCCCUGAUCUUCCAUCAGUGCUGCUUCACCCGCAGAUGGAGGAGCUACAAGAGGAGGAGGAGGAGGCAAGACUUAAAGAGCCUGAAGAAAAAGUUGGCGGAAAACCACUGGAGACCUACACUGACGUGGUGGUUGGCGGCACCUUUGACCGCCUCCAUGGGGCCCAUAAGACCCUCCUCAACAUCUCAUGCCUGCUCGCCACCAGACGCUUCCUCAUUGGCGUGUGUGACCAAGGAAUGCUGAAAAAAAAGGUAUUAAAAGAGCUCAUUGAGCCAUACGCCCUGAGAGUCCAAAGACUACAGGAGUUCCUGCGGGACGUCAAGCCCUCGCUGCAGGUGGAGAUCGUGCCGCUCGACGACCCGCUAGGGGUGUCCGUGGUGGACCGCCUGCUCCAGUGCAUUGUGGUUAGCGAGGAGACACGGAAGGGCGGCGAAGCUGUUAACAAGAAACGCAUCGAGAAUGGCCUUCCAGCUCUGGUUCUUCAUGAGAUCCAGUUGCUAAAGGAUGCACAUCAUUCCGAGACCGAAGAGGAAAAGAUAAGCUCUUCCAGCCUGCGCUCUCGUCUGCUGGGAACCCUCCUCACCCCCCCUAAAGCCAAGCCCCAUCUCCCUCUCCAUCCCUACAUAAUCGGGCUGACGGGCGGGAGCGGCAGUGGGAAAAGCUCCGUCGCCAAACAGCUGGAGAGUUUGGGCGCUGUGCGGAUCGACUGCGACAAGCUGGGCCAUCAAGUGUACGAGGCGGGCACCGGAGCCUACCGCAGAGUUCUUGAAGAGUUUGGAUCAGAUGUUUUAGAUGAAGAUAAGAGCAUCAACAGGCGUGCAUUAGGGAGGAAAGUGUUUGGAAAGCAGGAGAGGUUAAAAGCGCUAACCGACAUUGUGUGGCCUGAGAUUGCACUUCUAGUGAAGAACACCAUCAGCCAAGCCAGAGAGGAAGGUAAAAAGGUUUGUGUGGUGGAUGCGGCAGUUCUUCUGGAGGCGGGCUGGACGGAUAUGGUCCAUGAGGUCUGGGUGACCAUCAUCCCUGAGGAGGAGUCAGUAUUAAGGAUAACCGAGCGAGACGGCGUGACCGUGGAAGAUGCCAAGCACCGCCUAAGGAGCCAAAAGUCCAACAGCGAGCUGACAGAACACGCUAAUGUGGUGCUCAGCACGCUGUGGGAACCCGAAGUCACUCGUAAACAGGUAUUAAAAGCGUGGAAUCUUCUACAGAAGAGAAUCCAGGAGGGAGAUGGAGAAUCUAGGAGGAUAGUCAAACAGUAUGACGCUUCAGUGCCUCAUUGAUUUUUUUUUUUUAAUACUAGUAUCAUGCAUAAUAAAAAAAGUUGGACUGGGAUUACUCUUUGCCAUUUUACACAAGCACUAUGUGGACAUAAGUAUUGGGACACCUACAUUACAGAAGAAAGGCCCCUUCGGGUUCUGCUUCAUUCUCUGUUGUAGUUCUUUCCAUGCAUGGCUGCUUUGUGGGGAAAAAAAGGACUGUUUCCACAAAGUUGGAAGCAUUCAAGUGUCCGAAGGUCACAAAAUGUGUUGCUAAAAUGACUAAUUCAACACUGAAUAAUGGACUAUAUUGGGAACAUUUAGGGGCUCUGUGCACUUUUCACUGAAUAAUGUGAAUAUGGGGCACAGAAAAGGAACCAUUUUCACCAAGUUGGAAGCAUGCGAGUGUCCAAAAGGCACAAUAUGUGUUGCUAAAAUGAUGAAUGAAUUGAUUAACAAGUAAAAAUGACUAAUUCAACACUGAAUAAUGGACUAUAUUGGGAACGUUUAGGGGCUCUGUGCACUUUUCACCAAAUAAUGUGAAUAUUGGGCACAGAAAAGGAACCAUUUUCACAAAGUUGGAAGCAUGCGAGUGUCCAAAAGGCACAAUAUGUGUUGCUAAAAUGACGAAUUAACAAGUAAAAAUGACUAAUUCAACACUGAAUACUGGAAUACUUUUCACAGAAGGUGAAUAUGGCACAGGAGCACAGAAGGGGGAGACUGUUUCCACAACGUUGCAUAUGAUUGUACGAAAGUCACAAACUUUGUCUUUGCUGAACAAAUUAACAGGUUGUCACAUUUACAUCUGUGCACUUAUGUGAAUGUCUCUAGGGGAAGGGUGGGGGAGAGACAGUAAAAUCAUGUAUUAUGAUGGUUGGGGCAUUUUCCACAGAAGCAUUUAUGAGAUAUUAGGUCAAUUGGUGUGACAAAUUCCAAGCCAUUUUAUUUAAUGUCACCUGCAAGCUCCUGUUAUUGUAUUAGCUUUUUAUGGUCUGCCAAAAAAAACACCUCUGAGAUGACUUUUCUCUCUCAAACGUAGCCUUUAAUUCUGAAUGCUAUUAAAAAGAUGUAUAUGGAACAACAUGGACUGUGCAAAAAUGUACAAUAAUGCAUGCUUUGACCGUAACCCAUAAGUGCAUGAGCAGUACUGCUGAAACAGCACCAUCAGCUCCUCUCCUUCACAUGUCCACUACGAGUCUGGCAGAACACGAUGCAGACCCGAACUUGUUGCUGGCCCGGCACACAUAAAUCCCAGAGUCGGUGGGUUCUAAAUGGGCCAGAACCAGGCAGCAGAACCCAUCGUCUUUGUACUCCAGGGACACCCUGGACGACUCGGAUACUGGCUUGUCCCCCUGAAGCCACUUCACAUCUGGAUGUGGAUAACCUAGCAAAGACAGAUGACUUAUUCAUUGAAAUGUUUUAAAGGUUGGUUUACUUCCCCCGCAAAAAUCACAUAACUCAACGGCCAACAGCAUAGGGUUAUUGUGGUUGGUCGCCACUGUUAAAUAGCUUUUAUAUAAAAAAUCCAAACCUACAUGGCCCUGUGUCAAAAAGUGAUUGCCCCCUAAACCUAAUAACUGGUUGGGCCACCCAACUGCAAUCAAGCGUUUAACUUUCAAUGAGUCUCUUACAGCAGAAAACAGCCCCAAGACCAUCACACUACCACCACCAUAUGUUACUGUUGGUAUGAUCUUUUUCUGAAAUGCAGGGUUACUUCUUUGCCCGAUGUAAUGGGACACACACCUUCCAAAAAGUUCAACUUUUGUCUCGUCAGACGGAAGUAUUUUCCCAAAGGUCUUGGCAUCAUCAAGAUGUUUUCUGGCAAAAUUGAGACAAGCCUUAAUAUUUUUGUUCAGCAGUGCUUUUCGUCUUGGAACUCUGCCAUGCAGGCCACUUUUGCCCAGUGUCUUUCUUAUGAUGGAGUCAUGAACACUGACCUUAACUGAGGCAAGGGAGACAUGCAGUUCUUUGGAUGUUGUUGUGGGGUCUUUUGUGACCUCUAUAUAAUAAAUAUACUUAAAUUAAUACAGUAUAUAAUAGUACUAAAAUGACUUUAUAUAUUUUUAACAGCUGUACUUAAUGAUUUUUUUCCCUUGUUUUAAUGUUAUACUUUUUGCUGUUUGCUGCUGCAAGUGGAAUCGGGCUAAAAAAAAUAAUUUGUUAGAAAAAAGUUGCAUGCAUAUUUUUUUUCUGUGGCAUCAUUUUCACUUUUUAAUUAUACAUGAGUAACGUUAUCACGCCGUACAACUAAAAGUGAAGAAAAAUGUAUUUCACGAGGAAAUAAAUGCAUGCAAACUUGGUCUCUGAACACUGUUGCAUUUUGACUUAGUGCCAUCAAAGUAAUUUAAUGUAGAAGUGCCCACUAAAAAUAGUGUAAUUUUUUUUUUUUUUACCUAUUGGCUCCCAGUAUGUAUAUAAUAAUUAUAGUUUCAUACGUCUUUACAACAGUACUAAAAUAAGUUUCUAUAUAUUUUUAACAGCUGUACUUAAUGGUUUUUCCUUGUUUUACAGUUCUUUUUGCUGUCAUUUUAUGCAGGUGUGCUCACUAACAAAUCUUGGGUGCAUUAAUAAAGCACUG
This is a messenger RNA of Dunckerocampus dactyliophorus (ringed pipefish), 4643 nucleotides long. It is a transcript of the gene coasy, whose product is annotated as CoA synthase. The transcript is spliced from 10 exons. Lineage: Eukaryota; Metazoa; Chordata; Actinopteri; Syngnathiformes; Syngnathidae. Gene Ontology annotation, molecular function: dephospho-CoA kinase activity; ATP binding; pantetheine-phosphate adenylyltransferase activity. Gene Ontology annotation, biological process: coenzyme A biosynthetic process. The record is from RefSeq and is a predicted model, not a curated record. The coding region runs from base 374 to 2089 and encodes 571 amino acids.